Messenger RNA from Bathycoccus prasinos, 1305 nucleotides. RefSeq lists its product with no specific name. The transcript has a single exon. The record is from RefSeq and is a predicted model, not a curated record. The coding region runs from base 1 to 1305 and encodes 434 amino acids. Lineage: Eukaryota; Viridiplantae; Chlorophyta; Mamiellophyceae; Mamiellales; Bathycoccaceae.
AUGACGAUCGAUUACUCGAAGUGGGAUGCGAUCGAAUGUUCGUCGUCUGAUUCAGAAGAGUUUACCAAUGCCGACGCGAACGAUGAUGAUUAUGAUGAUGAUUUCGAGGGUGAAGAGGUCGUUGAGAGAGAUACGGGCAAGAAGAAGAAUGAUGAGAACGAAAAAGAACCCACGAAACGGGAUGACGAAAAACGAGACGCGUUGCAUGAGAACUACGACGUCGUCGUAGGCGAGAGACUCUUUAAGGAGGAUGAGAAACUCACUAAAAUGAAGGAAAUGUUUUACGACUACACAAUCGAGCGAGAUAUGAAGAGGGUAGAGAAAGAGUACCGGGAGAAACAGAAGAGAAAUCCGCAGGAUUUUUCAAUGACGUACGAACCUUCUGGAGAGAAAGAAUGGCGAACGAUCGGGACGAACAUAUUCUCAGUCGCUUUGUGCGAGUUUCCUAAGACCCUGCGGAAGUUUUUGAAACGAGUUGGACGGGAGUGGGUGGAAACGUUCGCGUGUACGGUGAGACGAGAGGAAUUGAAAAAAGAAGUAUAUUUGCCAAAAGAGGAUUCGUAUCACGUGAGCAUAUGUUGUGUUCAAGACGUGGCAAAAGAUGAUGAGAAUGUCGGUGUAUUAGGGAAGCCGGAUGACGCGCUCGACGACGAACAGUUGAUUGCGAUUAUGAGAAAACUAGUUACAAUUACGAAAGAAACGAAUGGUUUUAUUGAACUGAAACCAGUCGGCGUUCGUCUCGGAACGGAUGGAGGUGUCGUCCUGGCGUGUGAAAUAGAUAAAACGCUACAAGAACUUAGAGAGAAAACGAUCGAGGCAACGAUGGAAGCAACAAAUGGUCUUUUCACGGGACGCGCGAAACCAAUGGUUCUCAUCACCAUCGCGCGAACGCUCGAGAAUCCAAUCGUCACGUCUUUUCAAAGCAAAGUUAUUAAAAUUUUCAAGGAGAAGUACGAACGCGUCUAUUUAGCGCCGAUUCGAAUCAAAUCAAUAUUUUUCUCGCACGAGACUCGAUGGAUGCACGAGAAGAUAGAUUAUCGUUGCGAAUUAAUGUUAGGCAAAGAGAACGGCGAAGCGCUGGAAGAUUUCGACGAGUAUUUAAUACGGAGACGAGAACGGAGAGAGCGAAACGAUGAUGAUUCAGAUGAUGAUGAUUCAGAUGAUGACGAUGAUGAUUCAUCUGGGUGGGACUCGGACGAAUACAAGAAAGCGUGCGAAAAAGAUAAAGUAGGUCUACCCGGAGAUCUUAUGCGCGUAUUGAAUAACUACAUCGAUAUCCGCAGAGAGGUGGGGGAUGAGGGAUAA